Messenger RNA from Patiria miniata (bat star), 3340 nucleotides. Its product is annotated as kinesin-like protein KIF25. Gene Ontology annotation, molecular function: microtubule motor activity; ATP binding; microtubule binding. Gene Ontology annotation, biological process: microtubule-based movement. NCBI's taxonomy places the organism in Eukaryota, Metazoa, Echinodermata, Asteroidea, Valvatida, Asterinidae. The transcript is spliced from 19 exons. The record is from RefSeq and is a predicted model, not a curated record. The coding region runs from base 166 to 2217 and encodes 683 amino acids.
UCAGCGCGCGAGAUCAGUUUUGAGUGGCGUUGGAAGUUCGAAGGCGUGAGGCGAAACAACCCCGAAAAAGUCGAAUUUAAUCGGUUGGAUCUGCGUUGUAAUAAUGACGGCUUAGGCUUGAAGGGUCGAUAUGUAUAUACAGUAAGUCAUCGGUAGUGAGCCAUCAUGCCUCAUAAACCAACUCCUAUGGAUCUGUCGCAUUUCAUUCCUGACAAGAUCAAGGAAUGCGAUCGCAAGUUGAGGCAAAAAGAUGAAAGGAUUGUUGCCUUGGAGACAGAGAAUGCCAUGCUGUAUCUGAGACUUGCCCAGUUACAAGGAGAGUUGGGGAGCACCCGGGAAGCAAUGGGUCACAUGAAACGGGUCAUGGAGGCUGAAGACGAUUCCCAGCUACGUAUUGGACACGCCUGCAUUGAUAUGCAUCACAAAGUAAAGGAAUGCAAGCAUGACCUGCAGCAGCUGCGUGACCUCGUGGAGUCCGUGCCCAGCCAGGUGACCUUUGACCUCGACCUACUUCAGGAGAAAGCAGCUAGACUCACUCAGUCGCUCUUGACAGACAAUCUGGACAUGCAGGAUUUGCGAGAUCGAGUGUAUGAGCUUGAGGAAGAGGUCAAGACUGCUGAUCAGCGUUUCACUAAGGAGAAGAAGAGGAGAAAGGAAAUACAUAACACGCUGGUGGAACUCCGUGGCAACAUUCGAGUGCACUGCAGGGCACGUCCCAUCAUGUCGAGAGACGCUGGACCGGGUAUAAUGACUGAUCAAGUCGUCCAUAUCAUUGACGAUGAGAAUCUUGCUGUCAAGUACAACAAACCAGGGAUUGGGGCAUCCAAUAAAAUGUUUGAAUUUGAGCAUGUUUAUGGGCCUCUUGAUAAUCAGUUUGACGUCUUUGAAGAAGUUCAGCCGUUGUUGACAUCACUCCUUGAUGGCUAUAAUGUUUGCAUCAUGGCGUACGGGCAGACAGGCAGUGGUAAGACGUACACCAUGCUGGGUGACAACUACUCCGACUUACAGAUAGAUGAAGAAUUAGAGAUACGUGCAUCGGAUGGCGUGGUUCCAAGGGCUGCCGUGGAAAUGUUCAAGUUGAUAGCGGAAAAACCAGCCAACAGUCACAGCAUCGAGGUGUCCGUCGUGGAAAUCUACAACAAUGAUAUCCGAGAUCUCUUAGAGCCUGAUGCAGCUGUGGUCAAACUCAACAUACGAACCUGCGACGAUGGCUCCAUGGAAAUACCGUCACUCACCCAAAGACAAGUGGAGAACGCGUCCGAGAUCGUAGAACUGGUGCAGUACGGAAUGAAGCAUCGUCACGAGGACGCUACACUGGUACACGCUCACUCUAGCCGGUCCCACCUCAUCGUCACACUCACCGUGUCUACCUUUCCCCAGGGGGUACCGACCACCACACCUAAUGCCUCUAGGAGUGCCUCACCGGUGCCCGAACUACCUUCUCCAGGGAGUUUUCCAGCGCGGAAUUUGCGUCGUAACCUGUCCAUCCCGGCCAUAGCUUUCCAAUCCCUGAGCCUUAGCGGCACUAACUCCCCGCUCCAGAUCCAAUCAGGUAGCAGUACCCCGGUCUUCUUUCCUCCUAGCCUGCCUGGGGUGGUCAAGACCAAACUCCAGCUGGUGGACUUAGCUGGCAGCGAAUGCGUUGGUAUGUCUGGAGUAACCGGGGCAGCGUUACGUGAGACUUCCCACAUCAACCGUAGCCUGUCCGCUCUCUCGGAUGUCCUAGCUGCCCUGGCGGAAGGCAGGUCUCACGUGCCUUACAGGAACAGCCGUUUAACCCACCUGCUGCAAGACUCUAUAGGCGGCGAUGCCAAGUUGUUGGUACUCUGCUGCGUGUCGCCAACUCAAGCCUUCGUCACGGAGACCCUGCAGUGCCUGGGGUUUGGCACCCGGGCGAGGCAAGUCCAACGGGGACAGACCAAGAAGCGGACGGCCACCGGUAGUGGUGGCCAAUCCAGCGGUAGUACAGCUCAUUCCAGUCAGUCGGGUGAGCUUUCACCGAUAGCGAUAGCACGGAACAGAGGUCACAGGUCAAGCCUGGCAGUCACCUCGUCGGGAUCCUUAUUACCUGUGCCCCAUCAUCUUAAGGAAGCCCAUAUGCGCCACAGAGGAAGCGUGCCCAAUUUGGAGUCACACCUGGCCCAGUUCAACGCAGGUCGUCGCUCGCCACGACCGCUUCGGCCGGCGGUCAACAGGAGCGACAGCUCUCACAAAUGAGUGAGUAACCCAAGGUGGCAUCAAGACCCAUUUCUUCCAACACAUGGCCUGUUGGAUCUUUGCUUCCCCGUUAUCCCGUAAGUCUCUAUUGCUUUGCAGAUGGCAAUCAGUUUUAACUCUUGUAGAUAAAGUCAGUGGGGCCAUAUUGCCUGAAAACUACACGAAAAACAGUGUGCUAAAGUGAGAUUGGAAGAAAAUUGCCAGACACAGUGUUUUAUUUGCCUGGCUUUUGCCUGAUUUUUGAUUUGUGUUAACUUCUUAUCAAGUUGACGUAAAUGUCAACAUAAGUGAAUCGUCAGAUGCACAGAUGUUCCAGACAUUGAAUGAACGUACGCAAAACUCUUUUGAACGUGGCAGCAAUGCGCUUAUGUAUAAAUUUGUUAGGAGCAGUGGAAAUGUUUAAAUUAACACUAACAUUGAGGGAAUGAUCAUGAGUUUUUCUUGAGGAUUGGGGGGGGGGCAAAUGUUCUUCCAUGGCCUAACAUUGCUAUGCUUGACAGUCAAGCUAAUUUGAAAUUAAUUAGUUAUGCAAAAGAAAGUGUAUUUUGCUUUUCUAUUAACUUAUGUUAGCAGAAUGUAUAGAACAUAACUUUGUAUAGCAUAAUACUUUUUAUGAAACCUGUACAUUUAUAGAUCCACUUUUUGUACAUGUAUAUAGAAACAGAAAUAAACCUUGGCACAUCUGUAUAUAGCAAAGAAAAAUACAGAAUUGAAACUUGUUUCUUGUGUUGAUGUACUGAUAGUUUAAUACUACUCUUUGAAAUAGAAUGCUCAAUCACCAAAUGUGGCUCACAAUGGCUCAGCAUAUACACGGUCUGCAUUUAACUUAAAGAAAUGCAACUUUUUCUCGGAUCCGCUGAUUUUCUCUUUUUUGACCUCCCAUGUGUGUCAUUGAAAAUGCAGAAACACUGUACAAAGUGGUGGAAAGAUUAGAAUUUUUUCCUUUUUUUGUGACUUUCUAGUUACAUGCCUAAUCUUACAUGAUGAUAAUUAGAGGAAGUAGAUCUGGGGGGGGGGGUAAAAGUGGGCCAAGAAUUGAAAGUUAUUGCUCAAGUUAACACACUGCUACAGCUCAAAAAUUAUAUUUUUACAAUUUUGAGAUAAAAGUAAAGUUACUAAAUUU